This is a messenger RNA of Paramisgurnus dabryanus, 1911 nucleotides long. It is a transcript of the gene cdc23, whose product is annotated as CDC23 (cell division cycle 23, yeast, homolog). The record is from RefSeq and is a predicted model, not a curated record. Lineage: Eukaryota; Metazoa; Chordata; Actinopteri; Cypriniformes; Cobitidae. Gene Ontology annotation, biological process: cell division; positive regulation of mitotic metaphase/anaphase transition; anaphase-promoting complex-dependent catabolic process. Gene Ontology annotation, cellular component: anaphase-promoting complex. Gene Ontology annotation, molecular function: protein binding.
AAAAAAUGGCGGCUACCCGUAGCAGUGAGUUUGGUGACUUGGUUCAAAUAAAAAAGCAACUUAUUUCCAUCAUAGCACAAUGCAAGGAGAGAGGACUCGUCCACAGCGUGAAAUGGGCAUCUGAAUUGGCAUUUUCUUUAGACCCUCUUCCUCUGAAUGAGAUCCCUCCACAACCUGACCUAACCGAAGAGGAUGCUCAGGAUUUGGAUGCUCUUUGUUUGGCCAAAUCAUAUUUUGAUUUGAAGGAAUAUGAUAGAGCCGCGUAUUUUCUCCGUGGCUGCCGGAGUCAGAAAGCAUAUUUUCUGUAUAUGUAUUCACGCUACCUGUCAGGGGAAAAGAAGAAAGAUGACGAAACAGUGGACAGUCUUGGUCCUUUGGAAAAGGGUCAGGUCCGAAAUGAAGCCUUGCGGGAACUGCGAGUGGAGUUGAGCAAGAAGCACAGUGCAGGGGAGCUGGAUGGAUUUGCACUUUAUCUUUAUGGUGUAGUUCUACGGAAACUAGAUUUGCUGAAGGAGGCGGUGGAGAUCUUCGUAGCCGCGACACACGCUCUCCCUAUGCACUGGGGAUCGUGGCUGGAGCUUUGCAACCUCAUCACCAAUAUUGAAAUGCUGAAGUCCUUGUCUCUGCCAGACUGCUGGGUGAAGGAUUUCUUCAUGGCACACAUGUACACUGAACUCCAGAUGAUCAAAGAGGCACUCCAGAAAUAUCAGACUCUUAUGGAGGCGGGGUUUGGCAAGAGCACCUACAUCAUUUCACAGAUCGCUGUGGCUUACCACAACAUACGAGAUAUUGAUCAAGCAUUAUAUCUGUUUAACAAACUGCGGGACCAGGAUCCGUUCCGCAUCGAGAACAUGGACACCUUCUCCAACCUCCUCUAUGUUCGGACCAUGAAGCCUGAGCUCAGCUACUUGGCCCAUAAUCUGGUGGAGAUCGAUAAAUACAAAGUAGAGACCUGCUGUGUCAUAGGUAAUUACUAUAGCUUGCGGGCGCAGCAUGAAAAGGCUGCCUUGUAUUUCCAGCGUGCACUGAAGCUGAAUCCACGCUGUCUGGGUGCCUGGACCCUCAUGGGUCACGAGUACAUGGAGAUGAAAAACACAUCCGCUGCCAUUCAGGCUUACAGACAUGCGAUUGAAGUGAACAAAAGAGACUACCGUGCAUGGUACGGACUCGGUCAGACCUACGAGAUCCUAAAAAUGCCUUUCUACUCGCUUUACUACUACAGGAAAGCCCAUCAACUCAGGCCAAAUGACUCCCGAAUGCUUGUGGCUCUUGGUGAAUGUUAUGAGAAACUGUCUCAGCAGGUCGAGGCCAAGAAGUGUUACUGGAGAGCAUAUUCUGUUGGGGAUGUGGAAAGAAUGGCUCUUUUGAAGCUGGCGAAGCUUCACGAGCAACUGACUGAAUCUGCCGAAGCUGCACAAUGCUACAUUAUUUACAUCCAGGAUAUUUUCUCAAGUGGAGAGCAGUUGCAGCACGCUGAAGUGAGCACGGCGCUAAGAUACCUUGGCCAAUACUACUUCAAAAACAAACUCUACGAUGAAGCUUCCCUCUGUGCUCAGCGCUGCUGUGACUACAACGAUGCACGUGAGGAAGGCAAGGCAUUGUUGCGACAGAUCUCCGCUGUACGAGAACAAGGAGAGCCUUCUUCUACAGACCUGACCUUACCCUGCGUCUUUAACCCGCUGUCCAACAACACGACUCCAGUCAGGAGAGUUUCUCCAUUAGAUCUGUCUUCUGUUACACCUUAACACGUGUGAAUUAAGGAUCACAUUUGUCCAGACAUUCUGCAUACUAAAAUUUUUGAACAUUAAACGUGGAUGUCUGCGUUCAGAUAUGAAAGCUCUUCAUGGAAAAUGUAAAUAACUUUUGUAUAGACAACCGUACACAUUAUACUAAAUAAAACCAAACUGAAGC